Molecule: messenger RNA, 693 nt
Organism: Colletotrichum godetiae
Lineage: Eukaryota; Fungi; Ascomycota; Sordariomycetes; Glomerellales; Glomerellaceae
Product: fatty acid hydroxylase superfamily protein
Exons: 1
Coding region: 1-693 (230 amino acids)
Biological process (GO): sterol biosynthetic process
Cellular component (GO): endoplasmic reticulum membrane
Molecular function (GO): C-4 methylsterol oxidase activity; iron ion binding
Source: RefSeq, a predicted model, not a curated record
AUGACCGCCUUUCUAGAACGAUGUCCACCUGCUUACGUUGAGGUUCUCGGCAGCUUCGGCGUUCAAGUGGGAUAUUUCGCUUGUGGGAUGAUCAUGGAGAAGAUGCGACCUGCUUACGUCACCGCAACAUCUCGUGAAGUUCUGAACAAGAGCGUAAUGAACCACGUCAUAUUGAAUUCCCUCCACCUCGCUAUAGCAACUUGCAUGGGAAGCAACUCGGUGUUGUCGGAAGGAUAUCCCGAAGGAUACAAGUUGCCGUCGUGGACCGAACUCAUAUCUCAGCUGGCGAUCGGUCUAGUGUUGCGGGAUGCUGUAUUUUGGAUCCUCCACCGACUCUUACACAUUCCUGGCCUGUAUAGAGUGCACGCGAAGCACCAUGAGAUCAAGAACCCAGGCGACCAUCACAUCUUCACCAUCAGCUACAUGUCCGUUGCGGAUUUCUUCUUUUUGUACGCAGUUCCGAUAGCAUCCGUCUCAAGAUUCUUGGAUAUGAAGCUCGUCACAGCUUUGGUCUUCUCUUUUAUUUCUGCAACGGGGGAGCAACUUAAGCUUGUUUGGGGAGACGAAGCCCAUGACGAGCAUCAUGUGAAUGGGGCGGUCAAUUUCGGAGCAUACGGACUCAUGGACUGGGUUUGUGGAACUAGCGGUCAGUUAUUUCUUGUCAAGAUUCCCGAUGCAUGGUUACUUAUCUGA